UCUUGGUGUUAAAUAUCUGAUCAAUAUCAGUAUGAAAUCUUUUAAGAUAUUUUAAUAGUCUACACUUUUAAACCCUUGCAUACAUGCAGUACUUUCUUGAUAACAACUUCGUGUAAUGCAUCUUGGGGAGUUCCGUAUUACUGUCCUCCUAGAAACUGCACUGAGCAAUCACGCGGGAGACAUGGCGCUGACGUCACACCACGAGGCUCCGCCCUCGCCCUAUGAUUUUUGUGUCAGUGCCUUGAACAAGGGAAACUGUGCACUGUCAUUCAUAAAGGAAAUACCGGCUUGGUAAAUGGCGAAGACUUACGAUUACCUUUUCAAACUCUUGCUGAUCGGAGACAGUGGAGUGGGAAAGACAUGUCUGCUGUUCAGAUUCAGCGAGGACGCGUUUAACACCACCUUCAUCUCCACAAUCGGAAUUGAUUUCAAAAUCAGAACUAUUGAGCUCAAUGAGAAGAAAAUCAAGCUGCAGAUAUGGGACACAGCAGGCCAGGAAAGAUUUAGGACGAUCACCACGGCGUACUAUAGAGGCGCUAUGGGCAUUAUGUUGGUAUAUGACAUCACCAGCGAAAAGUCAUUUGAGAACAUUAAAAACUGGAUCCGCAACAUUGAGGAGCAUGCAUCAUCUGACGUAGAGAAGAUGAUCCUCGGAAACAAAUGUGAUAUGAACGACAGGAGACAGGUGUCCAAAGAGAGAGGAGAGAAAUUGGCAAUUGAUUACGGGAUCAAGUUUUUGGAAACAAGUGCAAAAACCAAAAUAAACGAAGAAGACUCCUUCACAACACCCACAAAAUACAUUAUGGCUCGACUUAACAGAAAAAUGAAUGAUGAUGCUCAAGCAGAUAGCGGGGGGCCUGUGAAGAUUUCAAAGAAGCGUUCCAAAAAGCACAGCAUCUUUAAGUGUGCUCUGCUGUAACUUGCUGUGUAUCUGCGGCAGCCAGAAAUGCUCUGCUGGUAUAACAUAUCACAUGAGCCCCUGCAAAGAGCUGGACUAUCAGGCUCAAGAACGGAUGAAGGUUCGUGUUUCCAAGCCCUUAAAGUCAAGAUGGAACAGAGGAAUGAUGCAAUUUUGAGAGAUAAAGUGGGUUAACUCGGUGGUAGAGUCACAAUAGGAAACGUUUCCAUUGUUGUGUGGUGAUAACCGUGAUGUCAAAAGAAAAUGGAUCAAAUAUGAAUGGUUUUGUUUUGAAAUGUUUUUGUAAAAUAUUCAUUGUGGACACAGCACAUGCUGUCUUAAAACAUUUGCUGCUGAAGGCUUAGAUGUAUCAUGUACAGUAUUUCUGAAUUAGUCAGUGAGUCUUGUUGUAAUAUGUUCCUGAGUGUCUUUUAUACAGCAUAUACACUGUGUUCUUGCACUGGUUAAAAAAAUUUAAUAGAGAAGAUCUGUGAAAUGCUAUUUUUGGAAUGUUAGUGGGUUAAAAGCACUUUACAUGUGUUUUCAAUGAGCUCUCCUCACAGGCACAUGUCCAUGUAUAGCACAGACAGACAUCAAUCCAUCUGCAGGAAGGUUGCAAAGAUAGAACAUGAUGGCUGCAGUGCAUAAUGGGGAGGAGGAACAUCUUCAGGUCAGGUAUCAAAGGGAAAACAUCUUACUUGACAAAGUCCCCCAUAGGAAGUGUGUGUGUCUGAAACAGCCAAACCUGCGAACCAUCAGUGUUAAGGAAAUAAGAUAAAUUGUGCCAGUGUUGUACUAUAGAUCCUCAGCCUUAUGGUGAUAAACUAUAGGGUUUAUAUUCAAAUUCAGUAUAGCACUGAUUUGUGAACAUUUUGUGACAUUUUUUGAAUAUGAAGAUGAUCAUUAAUUAUUUAAUUAGCAUUAGAUGAUCAAUAAUUAUUUAAUUCAUGUUUUAAUUUGAAAACGGGCUGCUUGGCCAUGUGAAAGCAAGUAUAGAGACUUAGGUCCUUGUGUCAAUGCUACAGUAUGUUUUGUAUUUUGCUAAGCAAAAAAGCCACUAAUGCAUGUUUAUGAAAAUUCAUUAAUUGAAACAGAUGUUUUGUAUUCCGGGUUGAUAUUUCUCACCUUUUAGCUCUUUCUAAUUUUUUGAUCGAUAACAUCUAGUGCAUAAUGUCAUAUAUUCAAUGUACAAGCGACCCUUAUUUACUGUUUACAAAUUUGUUUCACCAUGGGCUCUUAAAUGAAACAUACAGUUGCCAAAAAUUGGUAUUAUAUGUUUUUCAUGCUUGUACUGUCAUUAUGUGUAGUCCUUUUUGUCAAAGGAUGCAGGGUGAAUGCGGUUGGUUAGAUCAGCACUUUUGUUUUCAAACGCUUGAGACAUUACGGUCUCCUAUUCAAACUGCACUGAUAGUUGUGUCAGAUGAAGUAGUACAGAUUACAGCAAUAAAACGUCCCCAUUUGGGAAUUAUUUCUUCCGACUAGUGCUGAUAUUGGGAACCUUAAUGCUUUGGAACUGUAUCCAUUAAUCAUUUGUAAGUUGCUUUGGAUAAAAGUGUCUGCUGAAUGACUAAAUGUAAAUGUGAAUGUAAUCUGAGUUGGACUGUUUGAAUCUGGGUACCACAUUGAAUUAAAGUUUUAGUUACCAUCA
Messenger RNA from Cyprinus carpio (common carp), 2546 nucleotides. Its product is annotated as ras-related protein Rab-8B-like. Gene Ontology annotation, molecular function: GTP binding; GTPase activity. Lineage: Eukaryota; Metazoa; Chordata; Actinopteri; Cypriniformes; Cyprinidae. Gene Ontology annotation, biological process: protein localization to plasma membrane; regulation of exocytosis; protein secretion. The record is from RefSeq and is a predicted model, not a curated record. Gene Ontology annotation, cellular component: endosome; synaptic vesicle; plasma membrane.